Morus notabilis is the source of this 1237-nucleotide messenger RNA. Its product is annotated as serine acetyltransferase 2-like. Gene Ontology annotation, molecular function: L-serine O-acetyltransferase activity. NCBI's taxonomy places the organism in Eukaryota, Viridiplantae, Streptophyta, Magnoliopsida, Rosales, Moraceae. The record is from RefSeq and is a predicted model, not a curated record. Bases 89 to 1171 code for a protein of 360 amino acids. The transcript is spliced from 10 exons. Gene Ontology annotation, cellular component: cytosol; cytoplasm.
UAUAAAUACAGACAAACGAAACGCAGCGGUUUAGUGGUGGCGGUCGUCUCGUCUUCACACUUGCUAAAGCUUAGUUUAAGCUUCAGCUAUGGCGUGUGUGAGCGACGAGAGCUGGGUCCCACUCCCACCCAAAAUGCUCUCACAACACUCUUCUUCUUCAUCUCUCCGACAAGACCAAGACCGAGACCGAGAAAACGAUGAUGUAAAGCGCCAAAUCCCCUCCUACCGGCUGGAGAAGGUUUUCCCCGUCUACGCUUUGGGGGUUCCCAACUCUUCCUCGGAACCGGUCCUUCCGGUUGCCCUCAACGACUCCGCCGCCGAAUCCGACUCCGACCCGAUCUGGGACGCCGUCAGACAUGAGGCCAAGUUGGAGGCAGAAAAUGAACCAAUUUUAAGCAGCUUCUUGUACGCAAGUAUACUUGCCCAUGAUUGUUUAGAGCAAGCCUUGGGUUUUGUUCUUGCAAACAGACUCCAAAAUCCUACUCUCUUAGCUACUCAAUUGAUGGACAUUUUUUAUGAUGUUAUGAUUCAUGAUUCCGAUAUUCAACGUUCCAUUCGCCUAGAUGUGCAGGCGCUUAAGGAUCGGGAUCCAGCUUGUUUGUCGUACUGCUCGGCCCUGUUGUACCUCAAGGGAUACCAUUCUCUGCAAGUAUACCGAGUAGCUCACACCUUGUGGAAUCAAGGUCGAAAAGUAUUGGCAUUGGCACUACAAAGCCGAAUGAGCGAGGUUUUUGGAGUUGACAUACACCCAGCUGCACGAAUUGGCGAGGGGAUACUAUUGGAUCACGGGACUGGGGUUGUUAUUGGAGAAACUGCGGUUGUGGGCAAUAGAGUUUCAUUGAUGCAUGCGGUGACUUUGGGGGGAACUGGGAAAGAAAUUGGGGAUCGCCAUCCAAAAGUUGGAGACGGUGUCCUUAUUGGAGCCAGCGUGACUGUGCUUGGAAACAUAAAGAUAGGUCAUGGAGCCAUGAUAGCCGCUGGUUCCCUAGUGUUGAAGGAUGUUCCUCCUCACAGCAUGGUAGCGGGAAUACCUGCAAAGAUGAUUGGAUUUGUAGACGAGCGAGACCCCUCUUUAACCAUGAAGCAUGAUGCUACCAAAGGGUUUUUCAAAAAUGCGGCAGAUAGCUAUAGAAAUGUUAGAUCUGCGGGAGCUCAAAACGGAGGCAGUUGAGAGAUGCUGGCAGACCUGGACAUCCUUCUUUUUUUCUUCCUUUUUUUUUUUUUUUUUUUUUUUUUU